Molecule: messenger RNA, 1313 nt
Organism: Vicia villosa (hairy vetch)
Lineage: Eukaryota; Viridiplantae; Streptophyta; Magnoliopsida; Fabales; Fabaceae
Product: plastid-lipid-associated protein, chloroplastic-like
Exons: 3
Coding region: 152-1102 (316 amino acids)
Source: RefSeq, a predicted model, not a curated record
UAACCGUUUUGCUUCUUCAGGACAAAAAAAUCUCAACCGUUGGUAAUCUCGUCUCGCUGGAAUCUUACAAACCCACCGCUUCUCUGUUCCUCUCCCUCACCCCUUCUCAAUAAAAUCUGUGUUUUCUCUCUCUUCACUCUCACAACCAAAAAUGGCGUCUCUCUCUCACCUCAACCAGCUUCUCCACACCAACACCCUCCCCGUCACACCUCCCAACUCCACACCUUCAAUCUCCCCACCGACCUCCACCGUGGGAUUCCGAAGCAAACAGUUUGGAAGGCCAAUUGUGGUGGCAGAUGUCUCGAGGCGGAUGGUUUAUGUUCGGUCGAACACCAGCGACGAUGAGUGGGGUACAGAGAAGGAGGUGCCUUCUCCGGCUGUGGCGGUUACGGAGGUGAAAUUGGCCGAUGGUGAGACGCAGAAGGUGAAGAAGGCUUUGGUUGGUUCGUUUUAUGGGACGGAUCGUGGGUUGAAGGCGACGAGUGAAACGAGAGCGGAGAUUGUUGAGCUUAUUACUCAGCUUGAGGCGAAGAAUCCAACUCCUGCUUCUAAUGAUGCUUUGACUCUGCUCAAUGGAAAAUGGAUUCUCGCGUAUACAUCCUUUGCAGGUUUAUUUCCAUUGCUGUCGAGUGGACUACUACCAUUGCUUACGGUUGAAGAAAUAUCUCAGACUAUUGACUCUGAAAGUUUAACUGUCCAAAACUCUGUUCAGUUUUCCGGUCCAUUGACAACCACCUCCAUUAGUACCAACGCCAAAUUUGAAAUUCGAAGUCCAAAUCGUUUGCAGAUCAAGUUUGAGGAAGGUAUCAUAGGCACUCCACAACUGACAGAUUCAUUAGAGAUACCAGAAAAUGUGGAAUUCUUGGGGCAAAAAAUCGAUCUAUCACCUUUCAAAGGCAUACUUACUUCUGUCCAAAGCACUGCUUCAUCAGUUGUGCAAACAAUUUCCAAUCAGCCUCCAUUGAAGAUUCCAAUUUCCAACAGCAAAGCUCAAUCCUGGUUGCUUACUACAUAUCUUGAUGAAGAGCUGCGUAUCUCAAGAGGUGAUGGUGGCAGUGUGUUUGUUCUUAUCAAAGAAGGAAGUUCUCUUUUGACAAACUAAAGAAAUUAUAUUGGUUUACUUUCUUGGUCAUUGUAUAUGUAAUAAUAAUUUCCGGUUGUUCGGUUGUUCUUAUAAUUUCGUAAUAAGUAACACUGGAUUAGAUACAAAUAUGUUAUAGUACUUCAUAAUUUGGGAAUCAGGAUCUGAACUAAAUUAGAAAAUAUUGUGAAAAUGACUCGUUAUCUAUGUAUGGGACUCACUGUUUUGUAUU